GUGGAGGACGAGGAGGCGGGUUCGAGCCGCAGCCCCGCUCGGGGCCCCGAGCGCUGCCGCCUGCGCUUCCGCGGCUUCCGCUACCCCGAGGCCGGGGGGCCGCGCGAGGCGCUGCGCCGGCUCCGGCAGCUCUGCCGGCUGUGGCUGCGGCCCGAGACGCACAGCAAGGAGCAGAUCGUGGAGCUGCUGGUGCUGGAGCAGUUCCUGGCCGUCCUGCCCGCGGAGCUGCGGGCCCGGGUGCGGGGACGGUGUCCGGAGAGCGGCGAGGAGGCCGUGGUGCUGCUGGAGGGUCCGCAGAGGCAGCUGGACGAGCCCAGGCCGCAGGUCCCAGGUGGUGACCAGGGGCAACGGCUCUGUUCCAAGAUGGCAGUGUUGACACCGGCUCGGAGGUCCCGAAGUCCCCAGUUCCAGCCGGUGAAGGCGCUGCUCGAGCGUGAAUCUGUGGGACCCCAGCCCUCCGCCGACGGAGCUCUCCAGGUGUCUGGGCUCGCCCUGGGAGGGUGCCACACGGGAGACACAGGGGUGGCUGCCAGGCUCACCCCAGAGUCCCAGGGGCUGCUGAAAAUGGAAGACGUGGCUCUGACCCUCUCCUCUGGAUGGACAGAGCUGGACUCAUCUCCGGUGAACCUGCACAGCGAUGAAAGGCAGGAGGACGGUGGCCACUGAGCUCCCUGGGUUGAGA
Pteropus alecto (black flying fox) is the source of this 682-nucleotide messenger RNA. RefSeq names its product zinc finger protein with KRAB and SCAN domains 4. Lineage: Eukaryota; Metazoa; Chordata; Mammalia; Chiroptera; Pteropodidae. The annotation marks the transcript as partial. The record is from RefSeq and is a predicted model, not a curated record. The transcript is spliced from 4 exons.